AUGGGAGAAUUUCUAGCAAAAACCGGCCCGGAUAAAAAUCCCGAUAGAGAUACCAAAGAAAAAUUUUCUAGACUAAGUUCAAUAGGAGCAAUUUUACGUAAUUCAGAAUCAAGAGAACGAUACAAUUUUUUUCUAAAGAAUGGAGUACCAAAAUGGCGUGGUACUGGCUAUUAUUAUAGUCGGCAUAGACCGGGACUUAGUAAACAAAAAUUAUAUCUUUGGCCAAAUGUAGAAGCGGAUGGCGAUGAUAACACUCAAACUCCUAGUAAAACAGGCGAUAAAAACGAAAUGGAUAGAUUGGAAAAGUUGGUAAAACGUUAUGAAAGGAAUGAUAUGUCCAAAUUGGAGUGGCUUGAUAAUCUAGCAUUUCGUCAAAUAGAAAAAGUUAAUAAGCUGGAGUCUUCAAAAUCAAAAAAGCUGUAUCUGUAUAUAGAUUUGCCAAAAUUUGAUUUUCCUAUUGUUUUCAGUGAACCAGAAUAUUUAUUGCCAGUAAAUCCUACUUCACCUAGUAAUGCCGGAUCAGUUCAAUCCAAUUCACUUGCAUCAAGUGGUUCUAGUAUGAUAUUGAUAAGAGACUCUGAAAUUUUAUGGGAUAAUCCUGUAGAGGCUAAGCAUAGACGUCUGGCCAGAGAUCAUCGUAAUGGACCAUUGGAUCAUGAUUUGAAACCAAAUGCAAAGAUUCUUCAAUCCAAUUCACUUGCAUCAAGUGGUUCUAGUAUGAUAUUGAUAAGAGACUCUGAAAUUUUAUGGGAUAAUCCUGUAGAGGCUAAGCAUAGACGUCUGGCCAGAGAUCAUCGUAAUGGACCAUUGGAUCAUGAUUUGAAACCAAAUGCAAAGAUUCAAAAGGAUUUACUAUGGAGAUUUAGGUUUUACCUUACUCGUGAUAAAAGAGCACUUACAAAAUUUUUAAAAUGUGUCGUCUGGUCAGAUCCUACAGAAUCAAAACAAGCGGUAGAUCUAUUAUCAAAAUGGGCUGGUAUUGAUUUAGAUGAUGCAUUGGAAUUAUUAGGAGAUAAAUUCGAAAAUCGUGCUGUUCGUUCUUAUGCAGUCAAUCAAUUAAAGAAGGCGGAUGAUGAAGAGCUAUUAUUAUAUUUAUUACAAUUAGUUCAAGCUCUAAAAUUUGAAAAUAUCACUGAGAAAUCAAGCUCUUCACAUGAAUCCAGUUUAGCAGAAUUUUUAAUUGAACGUGCAAUUAAAAAUCCACUCCUUGUAAAUAAUUUUCAUUGGUAUCUUAUGGUUGAAUGUGAAUGUGAAGAUAAAGUUUUAUUUAAGAUGUAUGGAAAAGUAUCAUUCCAAUUUCAGACGAAGAUGACAGAGAUUCCAUCAGGAGUUCAACGAAGAGAUAUUUUUUACAGGCAAGGGUUAUUGAUCGAAGCCCUUUCUUCUAUAUCUAGAGAAAUAAGAACAAUGAAAGAUGGUAGACCGAAAAAAAUUGAAAGACUAAGAGAAAUAAUAUCGGAUCCAAAACAAGGAUUAUUAAAUUUUCCUCCUUUACCAUUACCACUUGAUGCACGGAUCAGUGUUACUGGAAUUAUACCAGAAAAGACCACCGUGUUUAAGAGUAAUUUGUUUCCGCUACGUUUAACUUUUUCAUUAUCAGGCGGUGGCGAGUAUCCAGCAAUUUUUAAAACUGGUGAUGAUCUUCGUCAAGAUCAACUUGUUAUACAGAUUAUUACACUAAUGGAUAAACUUUUAAGAAAAGAAAAUUUGGAUCUUAAAUUAACUCCUUAUAAAGUACUUGCAACAGGAACCGACCAUGGUUUAGUACAAUUUAUACCGUCAUCAUCAUUAGCAGAUGUUCUGAAUGAUUAUAAUGGAAGUUUGUUAAUGUUUUUGAAAGCUCAUCAUCCAGAAGAAAAGGCAGUAGGAGCCUAUGGCGUUAAUCCUGUUGUAAUGGAUACUUAUGUAAAGAGUUGUGCUGGAUAUUGUGUUGUAACAUAUUUAUUGGGAGUUGGAGAUCGACAUUUGGAUAAUUUACUACUUUCACCUGAUGGUAAUCUUUUCCAUGUUGAUUUUGGAUUUAUACUGGGGCGUGACCCAAAACCAUUUCCGCCACCGAUGAAACUUUGCAAGGAAAUGGUAGAAGCUAUGGGUGGAGCCAAUUCCAUUCACUAUCUAAGAUUUAGAAGUUAUUGUUAUAGUGCAUUUAACAUUUUACGCAAAAACGCGAAUUUGAUACUCAACUUGUUUGCGUUGAUGGUAAAUGCAAACGUGCCUGAUAUUAAAAUUGAACCUGACAAAGCGGUUUGGAAGGUUCAAGAAAAAUUUAGAUUGGAUUUGACAGAAGAAGAGGCUAUAAAAUAUUUCCAAAAUUUAAUAAAUGAUUCAGUUAGUGCGUUGUUUCCACAAGUAAUUGAAACCAUUCAUAAAUGGUCACAAUAUUGGAGAAAAUAA
Molecule: messenger RNA, 2394 nt
Organism: Entrophospora sp. SA101
Lineage: Eukaryota; Fungi; Glomeromycota; Glomeromycetes; Entrophosporales; Entrophosporaceae
Source: the annotation of a GenBank genome assembly